CGCUAAACACGACACGAAAGCUGAAACUGGUCAAGCCCGGGUCUCUCUGAUCUGAGCUGCCCGGCGAACAUGGACUACGAGAACAAACUCGUCCUCGCUCCCAUGGUUCGCGUUGGAACGCUACCGCUAAGAUUACUAGCUGCUCAGUACGGUGCGGAUAUCACAUACGGAGAGGAGAUUAUUGACCGUAAGUUUGUCAAAUGCGAGCGAAGAGUGAAUGAACAUAUUGGGUCCAUUGAUUUUGUCGAGAAGGGAGCAGAGAAUGUUGUUUUUAGAACCUGCAACCAAGAAAGAAAUCAGGUGGUGUUUCAGCUUGGCACUUCUGAUGCUGUGAGAGCUCUCACUGCUGCUCAAAUAGUUAUUCCUUCUUUAAGAUGCAAAGAUGUAGCAGCAAUAGAUAUCAAUAUGGGUUGCCCCAGGUCAUUUUCCAUUAGUGGGGGCAUGGGUGCUGCACUAUUGACUAAACCAGAGCUCAUCCACGAUAUUCUGACAACAUUAAGGAGGAACUUGGUGACACCAGUAACGUGUAAGAUUCGACUUUUAAAAUCUUCUCAGGAUACAGUAGAGCUUGCAAGGCAAAUUGAGAAAACUGGUGUUUCUGCUCUUGCUGUCCAUGGCAGAAGAGUUGCGGAUAGGCCCCGGGAUCCAGCUAAGUGGAGUGAGAUUGCUGAUAUUGUAGCAGCCUUAUCCAUUCCAGUUAUAGCAAAUGGCGAUGUCUUUGAGUACGAUGAUUUUCGGCACAUCAAAGAUGCUACAGGUGCCUCAUCAGUGAUGGUUGCUAGAGGGGCUCUUUGGAAUGCCUCAAUUUUCUCUCCUGAAGGAAAAGUGCCUUGGGAUGAUGUGAAAAGAGAAUAUAUUAGGAAGAGCAUCUUGUGGGAUAAUGACAUUAAAAGCACAAAGCACACAUUGAAGGAGAUGAUUAUGCAUUAUUCUUCCCUUGAACUCCCAGAGGGGAAGGCUGUGAUCAAAUCAGAAUGCUUGGCAGAUUUAGCGCAACUAUAUGGGGAGGACAAGUACUAUCAGAUUGUCAAUGCAAAAAGAUUCUUGGUCAACUGAGUAGAUGAAUCUUUGUUGUUUUGUUCACGAAUGUUGUUGAGUGUUGUCUGUCAACCAAAUGAAGACAAGCACAUAAUCGUGCACUAUUAUUUGGAAAGAAGCUAUUCUUUGUGUUCAGGACUUGGAAGCAGGGAAGCACCAUAGAUUGAGUUAACCAAAGCUGAUGGGGUUCUUGUCUCAUCCUCGGGGCCAUAAAGCCAAACCAACCUUGGGUUCUUGGGGCAUCUAGUUCUGCAUUCUUCAAAAAUUGUGGGUAUCUAUGACUGGCAUAUUGCUUAAACUUUGAUCCUUGACAUUGUAAGGAUCUUUGGUGUAUGGAGGGGUGGUAUGAUAUACAUUAUCAAAGGAAUUGAGGGCUCUGUGUAGCAUCAAAUCUCUCCCAUUUUGUUUGACGUAUCCUGUAUGAAAUAGAGGCAUAUAUGUUGGGGGAAAAAGAAAUUAUAUGUUUGUUAAUGUGUUUUGAGGGGCGGUUUUUGUUUU
Messenger RNA from Corylus avellana, 1536 nucleotides. Lineage: Eukaryota; Viridiplantae; Streptophyta; Magnoliopsida; Fagales; Betulaceae. The record is from RefSeq and is a predicted model, not a curated record.